GACCCCAGCUGCAAAGGGCCGGCAUUCAUACGUGGCAACGCCAAUUACUCCACUCCGGUGGGGAGAUGUCACCAGCUUUUUUACCUUUUGCGUUGAGUUUAUUUUACUAUUUUGGGUGGCGAAGCACAUUGUAUCAAAAGACUCAUAGAUGAAUUAAAUAAAGAAAUUGAAUUUGCGGAGACACGCUCCUUUUCUUUCUAUUUACUUUUUUCUGGGUCGAGCAAGGGACACCUCCCCCUCCCUCAAGGGCUAGAUUUGGUCUUCGUUCGAAGAAGAGCCUGAUUUGAAGUUUGUCGUCCUACAGAUAACUACGAUCCGUUUCAUAGCAAGGAUGAUGUUUAUCCCUGGACUGAGAAGAGAGAUGCGUGUAUUGGCAUUGUUACUGAUUGUGUAUUUUAUGUCUCGGACGUGGACAGUUGCUUCUAGUCAAACUACUACUCCAACUACUACUCCAACUACUACACUUAUCUCAAAUGCUACAAACACCUCUGCAGCAACCAGUAUAUCACCCACUGCGACAACACCAGCCACUUCUGUAUCUACUGCAACAAGCACGACUUCAUCCUCACCAACAUCAACGGUUCCCUCCAAGCAGACUACUGGAAGAAAGUUUGAUGGAGCCUCAUUUGUCGGAGGAAUAAUUUUGGGAAUAGUCAUUGCAGUCAUCUUUGUUUUGGUAUUCAAGUGGUGGCAGAGCAGAAACAAGAGUUAUCAUAGUUUGUGAACUGACGCUUGCAGCUAAGCGGCACGAAUAACAAUGGCAUUUAGACAAUUUCAUCUAGGAAAUUUAUUGGGAUGUGUACUGGCAUGGGAAGGUGACUAUUUUGCUUGUAAUAAUGUUUUGAGUGCAUUUGGUAAAACAGUGCCAGUCAGAGUGGUAUUAGUAAUAGCUAAGUUAGGUUUAUAUUUUUUCUUCUUAUAUUCUUCACUUUAGUGUUAGGGGUAUUUCUCACAUUUACUAAGUUGUGCCAGUGGUUUAGACAUCAUUUCACUAUCCGUUGACUGGGUUACCAUCUUACUUAACAGCUAUUCUUAGUGAAUAGAUCAAGAAGUAAUGUAUCAAACACAAAAGACUGUGUUUGACCACAUUUCUAAACACUGAAAAGAGAUUUGAAAAUAUGA
Molecule: messenger RNA, 1122 nt
Organism: Orbicella faveolata
Lineage: Eukaryota; Metazoa; Cnidaria; Anthozoa; Scleractinia; Merulinidae
Cellular component (GO): cytoplasmic vesicle
Source: RefSeq, a predicted model, not a curated record